CGUUCGGCUCGAGUUUCUCGACGUUCACUUUUUCAGACAACUUUCUUCUGUGUCGAGUUUUUAAUUCGGAAAAACUAGGCAUAUUGUCGGUGCGGCAGUGAUGAGCGAAACUAUAAGCUGCACGCCCGAAGUGGCGACGUUUGAGGUUCCGCAGCUUCAGUUCAACGAAGAUGGCUGGGGUCCAUGCGAGCUGCCGGAAGCGUUUAAGGACAUUCCUUAUCAGCCGUUCAGCAAGAGCGACCGUUUGGGAAAGAUCAGCGACUGGACUGGCACGGCCCAGACGGACAAGAAGUUUUCGAAUAAGUAUGCAUCCCAAUUUGGCGGAGGUAGCCAGUAUGCUUACUUCCACGAGGAGGAUGAGACCACAUUCCAUCUGGUCGAUAAUGCGCGGAUCCAGAAGCCUCCGCAUCAGCGAGGACGUUUCCGAGGCAACAUGCGAAACAAUCGCUCUGGCCGCGGUCGUGGAGCUCGCGGUGGUGUGCAGGUUGGUGGCAUGACGACGCUUUCGAAGGCUGCUUCGAAGCUGCGCGAUCAACGCCGUGGCACGACCCGUAAGUGGGGUAUGCGUGGCCCACCGCCGAAGAUCCGUGACGCGUCGGUUACGGUCCGGCCGGACUGGGUAACGAUCGAGGAGAUGGACUUCCCGCGGCUGUCCAAGCUGUCGCUGCCGAGCGUGAAGGAGGGCGAAGACAUCAUGACGUGCGGUACACUUGAGUACUACGACAAGACGUACGAUCGCGUGAACGUGAAGAACGAGCGGCCGCUGCAGAGCGUCGACCGGAUCUUCCACACCGUCACGACGACGGACGAUCCGAUCAUUCGGCAGCUGUCGAAGGCGCACGGAAAUGUGUACGCCACCGACGCCAUCCUGGCGACGAUCAUGUGCUGCACGCGCUCGAAUUACUCGUGGGACAUUGUGAUCGAGAAGAUCGGUGACAAGCUGUUCAUGGACAAGCGUGACAAUACGGAGUUCGAUCUGCUGACCGUGAACGAAACGGCCAGCGAGCCGCCACAGGAGGACGGCAAUUCGUUGAACUCACCGCGCAACCUGGCCAUCGAGGCCACCUUCAUCAACCACAACUUUAGCCAGCAGGUGCUGAAGAGCGGCGAGAAGGAAGCGAAGUUCAAGUUUGGCCAUCCCAAUCCGUUCAUUGGCGAUGACGAAGAUGGCGAGGUGGCCAGUGUCGCCUACCGCUACCGCAAGUGGGACCUCAACAAUGGCAUCACGCUAGUGGCACGUUGCGAGCACGAUGGUGUGCUGAAGGUGCCCCAGGGUGACACCCAGUUCCUCACCAUCAAGGCGCUGAACGAGUGGGACUCGAAGAUUGCGAAUGCCGUCGAGUGGCGCCACAAGCUGGACACCCAGCGCGGUGCCAUUCUGGCCAACGAGCUGCGUAACAACUCGUGCAAGCUGGCCAAGUGGACCAUCCAGGCACUGUUGGCCGGAUCUGACCAGCUCAAGUUCGGAUAUGUGUCCCGUGCGCACGUGCGUGACUCCUCGAAGCACGUCAUCCUCGGUACGCAGCAGUUCAAGCCGCAAGAGUUCGCCAAUCAGAUCAACUUGAGCAUGGACAACGCGUGGGGCAUCCUGCGGUGCAUCAUCGACAUCUGCAUGAAGCAGAAGGACGGCAAGUAUCUGAUCAUGAAGGAUCCGAACAAGCCGAUGGUACGUCUGUACGACAUCCCGGACAAUACGUUCGAGUCUGACGGAGAGGACGAGGAGGGUGACGACGGAGAACCGUUCCAGCCCAUGUACGGCUAUUCGGCCGCCGGUGGCAGUGCUUCCGCCACCGCACCGGCCACCGCAUCGACCGAUGCAGAUGCUGCUAGUUCUGCCACUAAGAGUGAAAAGGAAAGCGCUUAACAGUGAGGCCAGCACGUUACCCGUCUUUCGUCUUAUUAGAGCAUCGCCACAUUUAAUCAACUCAUUAACUUCAAACGGCUGCAACGCGACGUAUUUGUCAAACGAGGGCAAAUCAGAAUCUUAGCGAUUGCCCGUUUGCAGCCGAUUGCAGGCAAUUCUGAAGUAGGGACGGUUUGUCACUCAUCCGUACGCGAAAAGGUAUUCUGAAAGCAAACAAUUAUGAAAACAAUACAAAAAAAUGUCCCGGAUAGAACAUCCUUAC
Messenger RNA from Anopheles coustani, 2126 nucleotides. It is a transcript of the gene eIF3d1, whose product is annotated as eukaryotic translation initiation factor 3 subunit D. Lineage: Eukaryota; Metazoa; Arthropoda; Insecta; Diptera; Culicidae. The transcript has 4 exons. The record is from RefSeq and is a predicted model, not a curated record. Gene Ontology annotation, cellular component: cytoplasm; eukaryotic translation initiation factor 3 complex. Gene Ontology annotation, biological process: translational initiation. Gene Ontology annotation, molecular function: translation initiation factor activity. Bases 101 to 1864 code for a protein of 587 amino acids.